AUGCAGAAAAACACUUCGCUCCAUCCAGAUGAGGUUACCUACAACACACUGCUCGAUGGCUGUGCCCGCUAUGGGCUUUUCGAUCGUGGCCUGGAAGUCCUUGCCGACAUGCGAAGGGCUGGUGUACCUCCUAGCAACUACACGCUCUCCGUGAUUGCUAAGCUCGCGAACCGCAGCAAGAAACCAAAGAAGGCGUUCGAGAUGGUGGACACCUUGCGGAAAGAGUUUGGACUCAAGCUGAACAUGCAUGUCUACAACAACCUCAUCCACGCAGCUACUUGCGAUAGUAACAUGAUGAAAGCACAAGAAGUCUUCGGCACUAUGCUUGACGAGCGAGUUCGACCAGAUGGACGCACCUACACUUUGCUGCUCAGGUUCUGCAUUACGCAAAAGGCAGCCGUGCCUGCGACGGCACUGCUCAGGACAGCUUUUGGAUUGAAGCACCAAAAGGAGGAUUUGGUGAAGACCGGCAGCGAAGAUUCUUUGCACCCUCUACUGGUCAAAGCCCUUCUGCGCUCAUGCCACUGGGCAGCUGCACCCCUCCGCGGCAACUCUGCUUUGCAGGAAGAAGUUAUCCAGGACACCUUCGACUUCCUGUCGCGCAGCAUCGAUUCAUCUGGUGUGCCCAAGCUUCUGGCAGACGUACAGAAGUCACUGCCCUCGUUGAAGCUCCCGAAGUCCACUACGAGCAGAAUCUUUGCCAAGCCCUGA
Symbiodinium sp. CCMP2456 is the source of this 711-nucleotide messenger RNA. The record is from the annotation of a GenBank genome assembly. Lineage: Eukaryota; Dinophyceae; Suessiales; Symbiodiniaceae.